Molecule: messenger RNA, 3188 nt
Organism: Amoebophrya sp. A120
Lineage: Eukaryota; Dinophyceae; Syndiniales; Amoebophryaceae
Source: the annotation of a GenBank genome assembly
GGAAGACCUACACCGUCGACGUGUGAUGCUAGUGGUGGUAGCGCGAUUUUUGCGACAGUUGAGGCAGGACGCACUGCCGGCUGUGCAGGCCGCACGAACACACAUGCUGAACUUGCUGCGCUCGUUUCUGCAUGAGUUUGGUCGUGCUUUCGUUCCGGAUCGAGAUGGCGUUCCAGCCGCACUCCAGCUGCCAACGCAAGUGGACCUGACGUACGGCGAUGCGCUCGAAGAAUCCUUUUUGGGCCCGGACGAUCGUGCUGACCUGAAGAAAGUAGCCCAGACGCAGAGGCCGGUAUUGCUGGAGCAGGGCAUGGGUGGAGCAGAGUUCCCUUCAGUCACCGUUCACAGCAACCAAUUCGCCAACACUAUGGCACACACCGAGCUGGCGGCAAGGUUUAUGAAGACCGACUUUCGUCUGAUGAAGACUGCCUAUCGCGCCCCCGCUUGCCUCCAGCUUGAAUUUACUCCGGAAAAGUUGGACGUUGUGCAACCGGAACGCGAGCUCUCCGCCGAAGGGCUAGCGGAGAAGGUUGAGGAAAGCCUCACGUGUUUGGAGUCGCUGCGUAUCUUGCGAAGCCCGCCCACGCCGCAACAACUAGGGCUCAAAGAAAAACUCACUGUGUGGCCAUCUGUGUAUGACAAGGUGCUUGGCAAAUCCAAGUCGGCGGACGAGUUACCGUUAUUCUUCAAAGGAGACGGUGCGGAAAUUUGGACAACCCCAUGGACGCUACUUUGUGCAUUGACGCCGGACACCUGCAGUGGGACUGACCUUCCUGAGCAUUUUCUGGGUCGUGGAAAUGCCGCCUCUGAUGACGGAACCGGGGCAGAGUCGCGGUAUCUCGCACGCCUGCAGACAGAAGCCCGAGGGCCCUACAGUAUUGGGCAGUUUGUGCUCCGGCUUCAAAAAGAAAUGGUCCCGAAUGGCAGAGGCACACUCGCGACCGCAGUGGAAGCGCUCGUCCAUAACGAGUUUUUGCAGAAGCUGCCAAGUAGCAGCGACGUAGUCCCCGAGAAGUCCGUAAGUCGCGCAGUUGGCCUCGCUCUGCGCACCCAUGCGAAGUAUCAAGAAGAAAAGCGCCUUUCCAGAAGAAAGGGGGAAUGUUUCUAAAGCAAAGUUUCUCUGCAGAAAACUCUUGGUCAGCAGCACCAAUUUUAAAUCGAUGAUAGCGAGAAACUGUGGUGCGCACAAGCACAGUGUACGUCAUGCCAUUGAUUAGAGCUGGAAAACUCGAAUAGAUUCUGAAACAAAACGCGUCGGAUUUCACAAAAAGUUUCUUUUUUGUAGUUGCAGAGUUUUCCAUGUAGAAAUUUAUAUUUUGCACGACGAAGGGGAUUGUGUGUUUGGGUCGUAGUCGGAACUUUGCACGACAAUUAUUUUGUUGUUCUGAAGGUCGGGCACUUUUCGCUUUGAUACGAAGUUUCGCUUUUACUUUCCGCCGCAGGGCCAGUCUGGUCCUUUGCCCGUUGUUGCGCUGAUUCAAGACCAUGAAGCACUGUACAAAGGCCUGAUUCAAGCGCUUAUCAAAAGGUACUUUGGAAAGCGAUUCGACGACUCGGAGCCGAAGCUUAAGCAAGGAGAGGAUCAGUUCAUCUACCCAUGUGGCGUCGUAAACCUGAUAGCGUUUCGAACAGACGCCAUUAUCGAUGCGACUGCCGCGAACGAAUGGGCCUUUAUCGUCGAAACGCUGCAGACGCGCAUCCUAGACCGUGUUUGCGAAGCUUUUGGAGGCCCGGACGAAGGCAGCCCAGAAAGGCGACACUGCGCGGCCGUUGAGCAGCGGUUUUUCAAGUUGCUGUGGCGCAAAAUGGGCGGCAGGAACGCCGUCGAGGUGGGUGCAGGUAUAAGCCAGCAGCUUUCCGAGCGAUCUUUAUUGGAGCUCCAUUACAAAACUACGCUGCGUUUUCCGUACGCAAAAGUGCAAGAGUUUAUUCGGCUGGUGGCCGGGGGGUCAAUGGAGUCGGUGUACGACUUCACGAGAAAAUGGCUGACUGACCAAGAUCUUGCUAGCGCCAAUCGACGGUGGAGUCUAGCGACCCCUGCCAUGAAACUCCAUUUCCUGUAUCUCAGAGAAAAAAGUAAGGCACCCUAUCGCAUCUCUUGUAAUGCAAGAACAGACUACAACUACUCUACUACAAGGAGAGGGAGACGCACCUCCAAGUUGCAUAUCUCAACAAAGCGGCAUGGUUUGGGCUCCAUGAUACGUACUGACUUUCGACAGAACAAAUAUUUAUGUUUUAGUGCAUAUACAACAAUGAUGCGCGCGUUUUUUUCUGUGUCACAUAAUGGAUGAUGAGGACCCAGCAGAAGGGGAUGUCCCUAAGUGGAGAAACAUGGGAGAUCCUGAAUUCACAAUCGAAGACUUUGUCGAGGACGGAAAUAUUUCCAUGGAGAAAGCCCGAGAAAUGUUAAGACAGGACCGCCUUGACCGGCGCUUCAACGCCGAACUAGGCCUGGUCCAAGCCACGCUACUGCCGGACGGACCAAAAGCAGUGCUAAUCGGGACGGGGAUGGGAGAGGGCUCUCGUGACGCAACGACGGUGUAUUUGCCAAUCAAAGAAGGAGCGACUCGGGCACAUGUUCUGGGAGGGAGUGAUCACGCAGAGGCGUGGACGACGGUGGACCAGCUCCACCAUGCUACGAUGGAGGAGAUGCUUGCUCCGAGUCGGUUACUUGGAGAAGGGAAGAGCCAGAGCGACAGGAGUGAGUCUCUGGGUCAAUUCCGCGUUGGCUCUAACACGGACUUCGAUGACUUCGUAUCGACUGCAAUGAUAUCUCUGAGUCUGGAAAAGUGCGAGAGUACUAGACUUGCGUUGCUAAUAGGGUCAUCAUGAAAUAAGGACUUUUAGUUCGCCUGAGCAGCUUUGAGCAAUAUCCAAGUUGCAAUUCUAACACGAGAGCAAAUCGUGUUUUUGCAUGAGAAACAAAUUAGCCAACCUGUGUGAGGUUAAUUUGAAUUUCGCCUCUCAACAAACCGGUAAUGAGUCGGCAGGGUAGCUGAGUCUGGCGACAUUUUCCAAGCGCCGAGGUGGUGUGCGUGCAUUGGCAAAUGCUCAGCUCCCUUCCGAGGUGCUUAGCAUGACAACACUACACACAAUUUUGCAAUUUUCCAGACACAGAUAGAUUGGUUUGCAGUUGAUAGCGCACUCCCUUUGCUGCUUUUCGGACGCCGGCCGCCGUGGAUAAUUGA